Molecule: messenger RNA, 817 nt
Organism: Clarias gariepinus (North African catfish)
Lineage: Eukaryota; Metazoa; Chordata; Actinopteri; Siluriformes; Clariidae
Exons: 5
Coding region: 98-718 (206 amino acids)
Source: RefSeq, a predicted model, not a curated record
CAAAUCACUCUCUGUUCUUCCACCUGAUCUCCUUCCACCUGUUCAUUUUAAAUCCACCCUCCAGCCUCUCUUCCUCAGCCGCUCUGGUCCAACGAAAAUGAAGGUCCAGCUUACUCUCCUGCUCAUCUGUAUGCUUUUGUCUGAAGUGCAGUCCCUGUUGUGCCAGUGUGUUUCUCCUGUGGGAUUUGUACAAUGUCGACAUCAAAAAGAGAUAAACUGCCCAGACCAGUGUGCCAGUUUAACUUUCUUUGUAAAACAAGAUGACUUAAAUAUGACAACAGUUGUUAAGACUUGCGGCGCCCCAGAGCUGUGUUCAAAUAAUAGCGUGAACAUGGGAGGAGUAACAGCGUCUCGGAAUGCUUACUGCUGCAACACAACCUUCUGCAACUCCAAAACACUCCCAGUUCUUACGCAGCAGCGGGCAAACGGGAAGAUGUGUUACACCUGUAUAGGUAGCGACUGCUCUCAAACCAUGGAUUGUGUAGGAGAAGAAUAUUACUGCAUUUCACAGACAGUUAAUCAGCUUGGCAAUACAUUGAAUUUAAAAGGAUGUGCUAACAAAGCUACCUGUGGCGGUUCAGGAUUUUUAAUCUCGCAGGGAAUUAACAUGGUGGAUAAUCAGUGCUGUAAAGGGAACCUGUGUAAUGCUGCUCAGAGUUUCACACUAAGUGUCAUCCUCAUGUCUAUCCCUCUGGUCUUCUCCAUCCUCUACUCCUGAACCUCAGUGAUGAAACAGUUCAAUUAAAUAUUUAUCUACAAAAAUAUAUAUAUUUUUUUAAUUUAACAUGUAAAGUGAAGAAUUUUCUCCAAAAUCGAU